AUGGGUUGCAUGAAACCAAAAAUCUGCCACAAGUCAGGCGAAGUUUUGACAUCGGAAGAAGCUGGACGAUAUGCUUUGAUUCCGUUUGAUGCUUCGAAUCCUGACGAAUCAAACGAUCUGAAGAAGAACAACACUGUCUACUCGUAUACCAAGGAGUGCUUUGAAGAAGUCUCGACGCUUGAUUUCUCCAGAACCUAUGACAUUGUGGAACCAAGUACUAGUACAUCCUCCUCCAAAACAGCAACAUUUGUCAUGGUUCAUGGUGGAGGGGCAUCACGUCAAAUGUUCCAAGCACACGCCAAGAUAUUAGCUGAAAAGGGACACCGGUCCAUUCUAGUGGAUCUUCCAGGACACGGCACAUUGACAGAGGCCAAGUUGACCCUCGAGAGCUGUGCAGAGACUGUCAAAUCCGUUCUGGACGAGAAUCAAGAAUCCUUAAAGCUGACCAAGGCGAACACGAUUUACGUUGGUGCUAGUUUCGGUGCUUACACUGGUUUCUACACUAUGGACAAGUUAAAGGAUCGAUUCUGCGGUGCCAUUCUGAUGGACUGUGGUCAAAAUGUGGGACCUGACUGUUCGUUCAAGGCCAGCGCUGGACUAUGGUUCCUUAAGAUGAUUUCCAAGAAUAUGAGCAACGCCAGCUUGAUGGGCACCUUUAAGGACGUUACCGCCAAGUCCCCCGCGGAUUGGAAAUUGAUCGAGUCUACCUUCGGAGCUGGAAUGUUCUUUGACUCUGCCGUGGACCAAGUGGAGGUUUUGCACAGCGUCAAGCCAGCAGACCACAUUCCCAACUUGGAUUUUCCCAUUCUCUUUAUGAACGGAAGUGAAGAUUACCGUGAUUCGGAAAAGCUAUGGCUAAGUCUCUGCAAGGUUCAAGAAGGCUCCUCGUUGAAAGUCUUUGAGGGUGGUGAUCAUUUCUUCACACACGAUUCUAGAUUUGUUUCUGAAAUGAUGGACAUGAUGGAUACGUUUGCCAAGGAUCGGAUGAACUAG
Cylindrotheca closterium is the source of this 993-nucleotide messenger RNA. The record is from the annotation of a GenBank genome assembly. NCBI's taxonomy places the organism in Eukaryota, Bacillariophyta, Bacillariophyceae, Bacillariales, Bacillariaceae.